AUGGCCAAUGAAGUGUUUAUACAAAUGCUCACUUUGAAGACUCAGGGCAGUGCCUGCCGAGCCAAGGCCAGUACAAUGGUAGCAGUUGGACUGACGAUUGCUGCUGCAGGAUUUGCAGGCCGAUAUGUUUUGCAAACAAUGAAGCACGUGGAGCCCCAAGUAAAACAAGCUAUUCGAAGUCUGCCCAAAUGUGCCUUCAAUGGUGGCUAUUAUAGAGGCGGAUUUGAAUCCAAAAUGACAAAGCAAGAAGCCGAACUCAUAUUGGGAGUAAGCCCUACAGCCAAUAAGGGGAGAAUCAGAGAUGCUCACCUGCAAAUCAUGCUUUUAAACCACCCAGACAAGGGAGGUUAUGUACCAGACAAAAUCAAUGAAGCUAAAGAUUUAUUAGAAAGUCAAGCUAAGAAGAAAAAUUAA
Messenger RNA from Dromiciops gliroides (monito del monte), 414 nucleotides. RefSeq names its product mitochondrial import inner membrane translocase subunit TIM14-like. Bases 1 to 414 code for a protein of 137 amino acids. Gene Ontology annotation, cellular component: PAM complex, Tim23 associated import motor. NCBI's taxonomy places the organism in Eukaryota, Metazoa, Chordata, Mammalia, Microbiotheria, Microbiotheriidae. The record is from RefSeq and is a predicted model, not a curated record. Gene Ontology annotation, biological process: protein import into mitochondrial matrix. Gene Ontology annotation, molecular function: ATPase activator activity. The transcript has 2 exons.